Messenger RNA from Melitaea cinxia (Glanville fritillary), 1028 nucleotides. Its product is annotated as phospholipid scramblase 2-like. Lineage: Eukaryota; Metazoa; Arthropoda; Insecta; Lepidoptera; Nymphalidae. Gene Ontology annotation, molecular function: phospholipid scramblase activity. The transcript is spliced from 7 exons. The record is from RefSeq and is a predicted model, not a curated record. Gene Ontology annotation, biological process: plasma membrane phospholipid scrambling. The coding region runs from base 71 to 922 and encodes 283 amino acids. Gene Ontology annotation, cellular component: plasma membrane.
GUACAAAUAACAAACAGAAUCAUCAUUAAUUUUUUACUGUAUACCUGAUCGUACAUAAAGUAGUUGCAAUAUGGCAAGUGACAGUGGGAACGAGAGGGGUGUGGAUAACCCGGCAGCAACUGAAGAUGAUGGAACAACGUUGAAAUCAGAUUUGGUUAUAAGCAUCCAACCGCCGGCACAAGAGGGUAACCGAGCCGAGCUUCCUGUAUCAACGACAGAUUGGCGGUCUAGCCGAGGCGGUCGAGGGCAGUUUAUCCCGAUACAUGGCUUAGACUUUCUCAUCGGUGCUUCUAGUCUCCUAAUACAACAAACCGUUGAACUUAAUGACUUGACAUCAAAGAUAGAUUCUGAAAAUAGAUAUGUAGUGAGGGUUCCUCACGGUGAGUCAUUGUACAUUGCAAGUGAAGUGUCUUCUAAAACACAAAGAAGUUUAUGCGGGAUGGGAAGAUCUUUCGUAAUGCACCUGUACGAUAGCACGCGACAGGAAGCUUUAGUGCUGAAGAGGCGACUGGCAGCAACUUCUUGCUUGUUCCCAUGUAGAUUACAGGAGAUGACAGUUAUAACACCUCCAGGAGACUAUAUCGGUCGAAUACAACAGCAGUGGACCUGGAUGGUGCCGUUCUAUCUCGUGAGAAACGCGACUGAUGACGUGUUGUACGUAGUUGAGGGACCUGCAAGUGUUAGACGUAGCGCCUUACAACUGUCUGAAUUUAAGAUUUUGACUGGUGACUCGCUGCGAGAAGUCGGAAAAAUAACUCACGGUUGGGAUCGUGAACUCGUUAGUUUUACCACAAACGUCGUGUAUCCAAAUAUAACGGUGCAACCUAAACAUAAAGCUCUUUUAUUGGCGGCGGCGUUUUUACUGGAAUAUACGUAUUUCGAAAAAGCAAAGACUAGCUGUUGGCGAUUUAAUUGCUGUUAAGUUGGUUAUUGCUAUUAAAAUGGUAAUAAAUAUUUAAACUAUAAUUAAUCAUUUAGGUCUGAAAUUUUACAGAUUCGUUUAAAAUAAAUUUCAUAUUGUUUUUAAA